CUCUCUCCAGGGAGAGAAGAGAACGGAGAGGGGGGCGAAAAAUGCGGGGAGAGACGAGAUGACGAACGUCCGAUGCGCCACGUGUCGGCAUGCGACUGGCGGAUGGCCGGCUCGUUUCCCGCAAGUCUCCCAACAAUGUCAGUGCGGUAUGUUUGCGAGUUGGGUGAUGUGGAAACACUCCCUCCCCACCCACCCCCCGCCCCCACCUGGGAAUCCGUAUAGUCGAAUACCCUAAUCGCCCAAUCUCCUCUUUGCUGCGCGUAGCCCCUCUGGUUCGUUUUGAUCGCUUUGGAGGAUUGUUCUGAAAUGUACACACCUUUUUUCAAGCAAUGAAAGAAGAUGUUGCAGCUGCUAGCAAAAUGCUUAACAAAAACUGGGUCUUGAAACGCAAACGCCGAAAGAUUCCAUCUGGCUUGGAUUCAUCAACUGUCAAGGAAGAACACUCUGACCCCCCUGAAGCGGCAUUUAAUAAUGCUUCGUCUGAACACGGGGUGAAAGAUGAAAUUACCUCUUGCCGUUCUUCGAGCAAGAAAAGAGGAGACGACGGGUACUAUUAUGAGUGUGUUGUGUGUGAUCUUGGUGGAAAUUUAUUGUGUUGUGAGAGUUGUCCCAGAACCUAUCACAUUCAGUGUCUUGAACCACCGCUUAAGCAUAUACCAACUGGAAAAUGGGAAUGUCCGAAGUGUCAUCAGAAGAUGGAGUCCCCUGGGCCUACAAGUUAUAUAGAUUCUGAUUCAAAACGAGCCAGAACAAAGGUUACUAUUGGGGAAUCAAAAAAUGAGAAUAAACCAUCUGGAAGUACUAAACUGUCUAAAAAUAUAGGAGGUUCCGUUCUUGAUAAUCAAAGAUUUUCAAGUAAAGUAAAAUCUUCUUUGUCUCAUCGAGUAAGAAAGGAUAAGCAUUCAUCCCUAAAAAAUGUACUUUUGAAGACUAAACUUAACCAUCCUUCAGGAGAUGGUACUGCUGGGUGCAGUCCAUCAACUGUGAGCAUUGAAAAUGUGCCAACAAAGAAGGCAUCUAUUGCCUCUGCUAAGGGAGUUACAUCUCUAUCAAAUGCAUUGAAUUUGAAGAAGAAUGAAGAAGCUUCUAUGAGAAAGCAUCAGUUGCCAUGCUCUGAUAAAUCUCCCACAGAUGAAUGUGCCACUUUAAUGGAUUCCGCUUCACGCAAAGAAAGGAAAAGAAAACAUGGAAUCUUCGCAGAAGACGGUGGAAAGAAGCAUAGACGUGUCAAGUCCAAGGAUGUGGCCAAGUCUGAAAAAAGUAAAUCGGACACAAAAACUCUGCCACGCACCAAUAAAGCUAAAAGGAAACUCAUGUCAAUUAACCGCGAACCUUCUGCAAGUAUGACAAAACAGGAUGUUAGAAAGGAGAUUGUCAAUGAGCAGCUUAAAGAAGAGGUAGUGUCUGAGGAAGCAUCCCUCCCAUCCAAUGAAUUGGGAAAAGUUACAGUUGGACCACUCACAUAUGCAGAAAUUGGUGUUGAUGUUCAACAGGUUGAUAGGGUACUGGGUUCCCGAGUUCAAGACGUUGAUACACGAAAAUCAUGGAGUAAUGUUGGAACGACUUUGAAUGGUCAUGCGCAGUCAGAGGGUUCCCCUGUUCCUAAAGAUUCCAAUAAGCUGAAUGACAGAAAUCCCAGCUGUGUUGUAGGUUGCAAUGAGAUAGCUUCCAAUGAUGGCCCUGAUGAUUGUCCUGAUCAAGCAAGGAACACAAAAAAUGAUGUUCGAAACGAUAGCACUCAAGGAUACAGAAAAUCAGCGAUCAAAGAGUUUAAAGGUGUUAAUUCCGCAAGCACAGAAGAUGAGUGCUUCGUAGAUUACCAUGUGAAUGCAGAAGAAUCUACUAAAACUAAUGAGAGAACUCCAAACAGAAGUGAUUCCUAUGCGGAGAACCAUGAUGGUACUGGAAAUAUGGAAUGUUCUGAAGAUCUCGCCUCUAAUCUACUAGCAAGUGCGAAGGUGGCUGAUACAGUUUUGGCUGCCAGUAGCGUGAACCAAAAGAAACAGAAGGGAUCCAUCUUGGCUGACUCAUUGAAUUCUGAAGGAGAAACUGUCUUGUAUGAAUAUCUGAUAAAAUGGGUUGGAAAAUCUAAUAUCCAUAAUACAUGGAUACCAGAGUAUGAGCUUAAAAUUAUUGCAAAACGAAAGCUGGAUAAUUAUAAGGCAAAGUAUGGGACAACAACAAUAAAUCUUUGCGAGGAGCAAUGGAAGAUUCCUCAACGAGUAAUUGCUGUCCGGUCUACUUCAAAGGGUGCAAAUGAGGUUCUUGUGAAGUGGACCGGUCUCCCAUAUGAUGAGUGCACUUGGGAAAGGAUAGACGAGCCUGUGAUCUUGAAAUCGUCCCACCUGAUUAAUCUGUUUCACAAAUUUGAAUACCAAGCUUUGGAAAGAGAUGCUACUAAGGAUGACAUAUUGAAGAAACAAAAUGAAUAUCAACAAAGUGAUAUAUCCUCUCUCACAGAGCAGCCUAAUGAGCUCCAAGGAGGCUUAUUAUUUCCUCAUCAAAUGGAAGCCUUGAAUUGGUUGCGCAAGUGUUGGUUCAAGUCCAAAAAUGUUAUUCUUGCUGAUGAAAUGGGGCUUGGGAAAACAGUUUCAGCUUGUGCUUUCUUGUCCUCAGUGUACUUUGAGUUCAAAGCUAGACUGCCUUCACUUGUCUUGGUUCCUCUUUCAACACUGCCAAAUUGGAUGUCAGAGUUUUCACUGUGGGCACCUGAACUAAAUGUGGUAGAUUAUCAUGGGAGUGCCAGAUCAAGAACCAUAAUUCGUCAAUAUGAAUGGCAUGCCGGUGAUCAAAAUGGUUCAAAUAAAAAAACUUCGUACAAAUUUAACGUUCUCUUAACCACUUAUGAGAUGGUUCUUGCUGAUUUGUCCAAUCUGCGAUGUAUUCCAUGGGAAGUUCUUGUGGUGGAUGAGGGACAUCGUCUAAAAAACUCCAGCAGCAAGCUUUUUGGCUCACUCAACACAUUUUCAUUUCAGCAUCGUGUGCUUUUAACUGGUACUCCUCUUCAGAACAAUAUAGGAGAGAUGUAUAAUCUACUCAAUUUCUUACAGCCAACAUCCUUCCCAUCAUUGUCUUCAUUUGAGCAGAAGUUUAAUGAUCUUACCACAGCUGAAAAGGUAGAAGAAUUGAAGAAACUUGUUGCACCACACAUGCUCCGGCGGCUUAAGAAAGAUGCCAUGCAAAAUAUUCCUCCUAAAACAGAACGCAUGGUUCCUGUUGAGUUGACAUCUAUUCAAGCAGAGUACUAUCGUGCAAUGCUGACAAAAAACUAUCAAAUUUUACGCAACAUUGGAAAAGGUGUAGCACAGCAGUCAAUGCUCAAUAUUGUGAUGCAGUUGAGGAAAGUAUGCAACCAUCCUUAUCUAAUACCUGGUACUGAGCCAGAAUCUGGCUCAUUGGAAUUCCUCCAUGAAAUGCGGAUAAAGGCUUCUGCAAAGCUAACUCUUCUCCAUUCUAUGCUCAAGAUUUUGCACAAAGAAGGUCAUAGAGUUCUCAUAUUUUCACAGAUGACAAAGCUCUUGGAUAUCCUUGAGGAUUAUUUGACGAUUGAAUUUGGCCCCAAAACAUAUGAGAGAGUUGAUGGAUCUGUUGCUGUGGCUGACCGUCAAACAGCAAUUGCACGUUUUAACCAAGACAGAACUCGUUUUGUGUUCUUGUUAUCAACACGAUCCUGUGGUCUUGGAAUCAAUCUAGCUACUGCAGAUACUGUGGUCAUCUAUGAUUCAGACUUCAAUCCCCAUGCUGAUAUCCAAGCAAUGAAUCGAGCACAUAGGAUUGGACAAUCAAAUAGACUUCUAGUAUACCGGCUGGUUGUCCGUGCUAGUGUUGAAGAACGUAUAUUGCAGCUAGCUAAGAAGAAAUUGAUGCUGGAUCAGCUUUUUGUAAAUAAAUCAGGGUCACAGAAGGAGGUGGAAGAUAUCCUAAGAUGGGGAACUGAAGAACUUUUUAGUGAUUCUUCUACCAUAAUUGGAAAUGGGUUAGGUGAAAAUCUCAACAAUAAAAAUAAAACUGAUGCAGUUUUUGAAAUAGAGCAGAAACAUAGGAGGAAAACUGGUAGCCUUGGGGAUGUAUAUAAGGAUAAAUGUGCAGAAAUCUGUACCAAGAUAGUUUGGGAUGAUAAUGCCAUUUUAAAGUUGCUUGACCGAUCAAACCUCCAGUCAGAUUCACCUGAUAGCAAUGAAGCUGAAUUGGAGACUGAUAUGCUUGGUUCAGUGAAGUCUUCUGAGUGGAAUGAAGAAGUGACCGAAGAACAGCCUGAUGAAUUGGAACUUACCGUGGUGAAUGAUGAUACAAGUGACCAGAAUUCUGAGAAGAAAGAGGAUAAUACAGAAGAAAAUGAAUGGGACAGACUUCUGCGGGUGAGAUGGGAGAAACACCAAAGUGAGGAGGAAGCAGUUCUUGGGCGUGGUAAACGCCAAAGGAAGGCUGUUUCCUACCGGGAGGCUUAUGCCGUACACCCAAUUGAAACUUUAAGUGAGAAUUGGGCUGAAGAAGAUCAGCAGCCGAAACCCGAGCCUGACCCCGAGCCAGAGAAGGAGUACACUCCGGCAGGAAGAGCACUGAAGACAAAAUAUACUAAGCUUCGUGCUAGACAAAAAGAAAGAUUGGCUAGAAGACAUGACAUGGAAGCUUCUGCACCAAGUGAAAGAUGUACUGGAAUCCAGUUCCUUCAGUCACAGGCUCAGGAUGGAAAUUUAACACCUUUAUCCAUUCAACAUAGUGAAAAGAAUUCUUCAGCUCUAUUCAUAGAUGCUAGUAGUUGUGGGCAGACUCCGGCCGUGCCAAAAAACAAGACUGAUUCAAACAUAAGAACUGUAAAAUUACCAAAGUGUAAGUUGAGUGAACAUCUUGGUCAACCUCUCCAUGAUUCUCAAUCAAAUCCUGUAGAGGGCAUAAGUUGUCUGAACUCAGAGGGCAACAUCCCCCUUGUGAUCGGAUUAUGUGCUCCAAAUGCCUACCAAAUGGAAUCAUCACAGAAGAAGUUUACAAGAUUGAACAACCGAAAAAACAGGGUGAAUUCGGGAUCUGAGUUGCUGACAAGUACUGCUGCUUGGCCCACAUCAGAUGAGAUGGGUACUAAAUUUCAUGAAAAUGCAUCUGGUAAAUCUAAAAUGGCAGAUACUCCACUUGAUGUCUCCCAAUCUCGGUCAAAGAUGAGCAUCCCUGAUUUGUGUAGUCAGCAAGAACUGGAAUUACCUCCAACACUUGGAUUAAAUCAGAUACCUCCUAAGUUGCCUUCAUCAUUUCCUGAAAACCACAGGAAAGUUUCUGAAGAUAUCAUGCUAAGAACUGGAACAGGAUCAUCGGGAAAUCUAUCAAAAAAGAAAUGUAUCCAUAUUUGGUCCGAAGAAGAACUGGAUAACCUGUGGAUUGGGGUUCGUAGACAUGGACAGGGUAACUGGGAUGCCAUGCUGCAAGAUCCUAGUUUGAAAUUUUCAAAGUUCAAAACUGUGGAAGAUCUGUUGGUGAGAUGGGAAGAGGAACAAAUCAAAGUUUUGGAUAUACCAUCAUUAUUUACUGGGAAGGGACUGAAGCCACCUAAAGUUGGGAAAUCGAGCAUGUUUCCAUGCAUUCCUGAUGAAAUGAUGACAAGGGCAUUGCAUGGAAGCAAGUUUGGUGGGCCAUUGAAAUUCCAGAACCAGCUGACUGACUUGAAAUUGGGUUUCAGUGACUUGCCUCCUACCUUUUCACAUGCAGACCAUCUCAGCCAUAUUUAUCCUCUCCCAGCAUGGAAUGCUGAUAAGUACCCAACAAGUGUUUCCAGAGACUUAAGUGCAGGGCCCUCAAAUUUUCUCAUGGAGUCCCCUUUGAUGCUGAAUCCUUUGGCUACAAGUACUUUUCGACCUCAUGGUCUAAAUAGCACCGGAAACUUUCCUCAAAAAGAGGGGGGAGAAAGUGCAAGUCGUUUUGGAAAAUUAUCCAACAUUCUUGACCAAUCAUUGAAUUUCAUGCACGAUAGUAAACAUGCUGGAAAUGGCGAGUCAAGCGGGUUUUCCCUGCCUUCAGAUAAAACCAAUAAGGGAAAGCAUGUUCUCCCAUCAUUGAAGGGGAAAGAGGUGGCAAAAUGUGGUUCAAAGAUAAAGCUUCCUCACUGGCUUCAAGAAGCAGUGAAUAUUCCACCUCCCGACUGUGCUGAACCUGCAUUGCCGCCUACUUUGUCUGCAAUUUCACACUCAGUCCGCUUACUUUACGGGGAAGGAAACCCCACAAUUCCUCCCUUUUCUGUUCCUGGUCCGCUACCUUCUCAACCAUCAGAUCCCCGACUGAGCUUGAAGAAGAAGAAGAAGAAGAAGAAGAAGAAGAAACAUAGAUUCCAUAUGCCCUCGGAAUUCCUACAGAGUUUUAAGGAAUCUAGUGAUGAUACCCCUCAAGGAGGCCUUCCCAGUGAGAAACAGGGUUCAACUUUUGCUCAUCAAGACCAACAGGCGUCUUUUGUGCUUUUAAAUUCUGUUGCUAGCACUUCAGAGCCAGGGGUUGACUUGUGUUCUCCAAGUCAGAAUAUUUUGAACCCUUUGUCCUUUCCAGCUAAGGCACCUCUGCCAAAUCUCGCAACUGCUGAAUCUGUAUUUUCUCCUUCCCCCGAAGUGCUUCAGUUGAUUGGUAUGUCUGUUCUAAGUCAGAAUAUGAUGAACCCUUCCUCACUGCCAUCUGGGCACAAUAUAACGACUAAUCCUUCAUCUGAAGUGCUUCAAUUCGUUGGUAUGUCCUCUCUAAGUCGCAGUAUUAUGAAGCCAUCUCUGCAAAACGUUACAGCUGCUUCUGAACUGUCUCCUUCAUCUGAAGUGCUCAAAUUGGUUACGUCCUGUAUGGCUCCCAAUCCGAGGGACAUCCAAGAAACUAAACAGAAACUGGAGAUGGUGUCUGAAUUUCUGCAGGGUUUAAAGGAAUCUGGCGCUGCCUCACAAAGGGACCUUUGUUGUGAGAGAAAUGGUUCAACUCAUCAAGAGCAAUCUUCUCUUGUGCUAUUAAAAUCUGCUGCAUGUGGUACUUCCGAGCUUGCCCCAACCGAACCCAAUCUUGGCAUGUCAUCUCCAAGUCAGAAUAUGAUGAACCCUUCAUCAUUGCCAUCUAACCCAUCUCCACCAAAUACGAUCACUGCUGAAUUGUCCCCUUCUCCCAUUUCUCCCAAUGAUGAAGCAAAUGCGGCCUCAUCUCAGGCAGAGAAAGAUCAAAGCGAGAGAAGCAUGGCUUCUCAUUCAAAUCUUGCCCGAAGUGGGCAGCACGAUGCGGAUGUCGAUGGAGUGUCUUCAAAAGGAACUGUUUCUGUUCAUGUUGCCGCUGAACCAUAAAUUUGGGAGUAGUGUAAGUCCCUGAGCCUCAAUCAGACUCUUUUUUGUAGAGAAGGAUGCAAUUGAUGUAAUGUGUAGUAGUAUAUAGUUAGACCAAUUUGUAAUGUAAAGGCUAUGUAAGAGAAAUGUAAUCAUAGGGUGAUGUUGUAAUAGUGGGGUGUUAAGAAGGGAGAACUUAAUUACUUUCUUCUUUUGAAGAUUCCCAAGCAAUUGUUCCAAAUAUCCUACGGAGUAGUUAUUAUG
Molecule: messenger RNA, 7532 nt
Organism: Cuscuta campestris
Lineage: Eukaryota; Viridiplantae; Streptophyta; Magnoliopsida; Solanales; Convolvulaceae
Source: the annotation of a GenBank genome assembly